UAAUAUAUAAUGCACGAGGACUGCUAGAGCAAUUCAGCAAUAGCGAGUGCAUAACUAGCAGUGGCUGGUACUGAGGUUCGACGCAAUGGCCGUCAUGUCGGAGUACCUGUGGUUUGUAAUUGUUGGUGCUUUCGUAGCAUUCGCCUUCGGGUGGGGUAAUGGUGCUAAUGAUCUAGCCAAUGGAUUCGCCACUUCAGUGGGGAGCAAAACCCUUACCAUGGGGCAGGCAGUGCUUAUCGCUGUAGUAUUUGACUUUCUGGGAGCGAUUCUGCUGGGAAGAGUUGUGACAUCCACAAUCGCCAGCGGAGUAGCUGAUCUAAACAGCUUCUUAGGAAAUCCAGAGGUCUAUGCAUACGGAAUGAUCUGUGCUUGCACUGCUGGUUCAUUUUGGCUGGCAGUGGCAUCAAGGGUGGGUAUCAAUGUCUCUGGUACUCACUUUAUCGUUGGAGGUAUUGUCGCCUUUUCUUUGAUCUGGGAUGGCAAGGAUGCCAUCAUCUGGGCAGAGAGAGAUAACUCUAUCGACGCUUUCCCAUACAAGGGGGUGAUCUCGAUUGUCACAUCUUGGAUCCUGUCACCAAUCCUGGCAGCUGCAGGUUCAGGACUACUUUUCUUGGCUCUUCGAACUAUGGUGUUGCGACGCAAAAAUGCUCAUCGAGUUGCGUUCUGGACUUUACCACCGGUCGUCUUCUUCACAGUAUUCGUCAACAUGUACUUCAUCUUCACGAAGGGAGCCAAGAAGCAAAUGGACAAGGACGGCAUUCACUGGUCAUACUCAAAGACUGCUUGGAUUUCCGCUGUCAUCGGAGCGGGUGCAGCUGUCAUCUCUGCUGUCACAGUGGUUCCCUUCUUAUACAAAAAGAUGAACGCUUUGUUCGACAGUGACGGCAAUCGCAUCAACAUGAUCGAAGGGGUUCCUGGAGUUUCAGCAGGUGACGAGAAACCCAGCAAAACAGUAGAAUCUGACGAAAAAGCUCCUCGAAGCAUCGGAUCCAAGAUCUGGGGAGUCAUUUCCCACGGAUGGACGCAGGAUAUUCACGACGUCGUUAACACAAACCAAACGGUGGGCGAUAUUCACAGGCAUGCUGAGGUUUUCGAGCCAAGAGUGGAAUAUGCCUUCAUGUACCUUCAGGUGUUCUCGGCUAUUUGCGUCAUCUUCUCACAUGGAGCCGGAGAGGUCGGCUACGCAGCUGGACCCAUGUCCAUCAUUCUACAGGUCUACGAAGAUGGGAUGCUGACCAAGAAUGUUCAGCCCAAGAUGUGGGUGGUGGUAUUUGGAGGACUCGCUCUGAUAUCCGGUUUGGCUACCUAUGGAUACCACACAAUGCGUACCAUGGGAGUCAAGCUUGUCAAGAUCACCCCUACUCGUGGAUUCUGCGCAGAGCUCGCCACGGCUAUGGUCGUCAUGGUUGCUUCGCAGUACGGUCUUCCUCAAUCGGGCAGUCUGGUGAUCGUCGGUGCUAUCGUGGGAGUGGGAGUGGUCGAAGGGUCACAGGGUGUCAACUGGAAGCAGUUUGGUCUGCAGGUUGUAGGAUGGGCUUUCAGCACGCUCGUGGUGGGACUGACAGUAGCUGCACUGUUCGCGCAGGGCCUGUAUGCACCUUCUGCCAUAGAUUCCAAGGCAAUCAACGAGUACAAGGUUGAAAUUGCCGGCAUUAAUACCGCUUGGUACAAAGAAUUCAACACCACUCUUCAGAGCUACCGGGAAGCCAGCGCUGCAGGUGCCCUGGAUCGCUUACCAAAUGCCACUUGGACCGAGCUCAACGCCACUCUUCACAAACAUGCCAAAGCUGCCAAGGAUCUCGGUGACUUCAAGAAGUAUGCUGCAAAGAAACCAUCGGCAUACAUCAAUUCGCUGAAUACACUCUUCGCCCUGUACCAAGAGAACAGCAUCUUGACGAUUGGUCAGAACGACGUAUUUAAUGGUUCACUGACCUGCAACAACAAUAUCAUAGCAGACAUCAGAAAUGGGACUCGCACGGCGUGCGUCGCUCCCAAGCUUGCAGAUCCAGGGACGGCUUUCAAAUGACACCAUAGAUGCUUACUAUCUUGACAUCGAGACGGCUUAGAAAUCAAAUUUGUACAGGAGGAUCGAACAGAUUGAUGCUAAUGUAUUUGGCAUCGGUGUUUAGUGUAGCCCGUAGGUUUAGAAAUCAACUCAGUGAUUUUUGGCGUUGUCUGAGCUGACAGCACGAGCCCAGGCUCCAAGCACUGAAAUGGUCCGAUUUACAGGUUAGGACCGCAAGGCCAGAUCUGGAGUUGUUAGCAAAAGCUUACACGGAGUGAUCGAGCUUUACACAAAGACGAACCAUGAUCGACGACUUCCUUCCGUACUUUUUAUUGUUUGUGCACAUAGAUACUUUCUGAAGAGAUCGAACAUUGUUGAUAAGCGGAGCUGUUGUAAAUCUACAGAAAAAUACGGAUGAAGAGAACUGACUAAUAAAGUAAAACUGUUUUGA
Molecule: messenger RNA, 2456 nt
Organism: Marchantia polymorpha subsp. ruderalis
Lineage: Eukaryota; Viridiplantae; Streptophyta; Marchantiopsida; Marchantiales; Marchantiaceae
Source: the annotation of a GenBank genome assembly